This is a messenger RNA of Ostreobium quekettii, 441 nucleotides long. NCBI's taxonomy places the organism in Eukaryota, Viridiplantae, Chlorophyta, Ulvophyceae, Bryopsidales, Ostreobiaceae. The record is from the annotation of a GenBank genome assembly.
AUGUUCAACAACCAGAACGUCGGCGAGCGCGGCGUCAGCAGGCCCUUCAUCGUCGCCCUCAUCCUGCUGCUGCUGUUCCUGAGUACCACGCAGGACUGGGGGAAGGCGCCCAGCGGGGGCAAGAAGCCGGAAGGGACGGGGGCCAAGGGAGGCGCGGUGGUGUCGGAGAGGGUCAAGGAGAAGAUAAUCUACGACUUGAGUGUUCAGAACGAAAAGCUAGAGCGGGAGAACGCACGCCUGAGGCAGCAGGUCCUCGACACACGUCGCGCCUUCAGGGCGUGCACCAGGGGCGAGAACGGUACUGCCAUACUGGAAGGCGCCGGCUGGCCGCUGGAGGAGGACCCUCUGGCUUUGAACGAGACCCUGCCGGGCGAUGGCGAUGGCGAUGGGCAUGGGGAUGGCGAUCGCGCUGCAGUUGGGGAUGGCGACCCGGCGAGGUGA